Messenger RNA from Cylicocyclus nassatus, 1981 nucleotides. The record is from the annotation of a GenBank genome assembly. Lineage: Eukaryota; Metazoa; Nematoda; Chromadorea; Rhabditida; Strongylidae.
UGAGAUACCCUUUGAUUCAAUGGGAUUGGCGGCUGGAAGGCAGCUUCAAGGCCUAAUUUAGGGUGGGGAAUGAUUGCAGAGCGCGCUCGCGAGAGAGACGCAUACUGUGUCGCGGCUCCGAGCGGUCACCUUUCACCCGCCAAUCCUGUUGAAUCAAAGAUCGGCUUUUUUGCAUUUAUAAGAAAAUGUCUGCUCCUGUGGCUCAAAGCACGGUCAACAUCAUCAAGUGCGAAUGUCGAGAUCAAGUCCUCAAACGUGUGGUUGUGUUCAACGACCGAGCCGAGGUGAAGCGUCUCGUUGAGUGCAAGCUGGAACCAGGCUUGAAUGAAGUGCACAUCGAGAACGUGACCCAACGUAUCCUUGACGAUUCGGUUCGAGUAGAUGGACAUGGUGAUGGUGUCAUUCACGAAGUUCAACUUCGCGAUAAGCCUGCUGUUCAGGAGGAGACGGACUCUCCAAAGCUCGCUGCGCUUCGAGCGAAGUCUGGCGAGAAAUCGAAGGAAGUGCAUUCACUUGAAGACCGUCAAAGCAUUUUGGAAAGGAGAGUGGAAGUGCUGGAUGAAAUUGUUGGGGAGAUUGGUAAAAAUGUGGCCAAGCCUCCAGAAAAGCGCAAUGUUGACCAAAAUCUGGAGAAAGCAAAACGAGAACUGAGCGCUUUGAAAGCAGAGUUGCGGGUUGCAAAAGCAGAAAACUCAGCAUAUCAUUACAGCAAGUCAAUCAUUAUUACCCUUGAAAGCGAAAAAGGUGGUCACGUGAAACUGGAAGUCAGCUAUCAAGUGCAUGGUGCCAGUUGGAGUCCCUCUUACGAUAUUCGUGUGGACACUACCGGGAAACAACCGUCGCUUAGGAUAACGUACUCUGGCAAAAUUUCUCAGACGACUAGAGAAGAUUGGUUGGACGCAUUAUUGGUGCUCUCUACGGCUCAGCCAUGUCUGGGUGGAAAUAUCCCGGAACUGGCAGUUCUUGAAGCAAUUUUGUAUCGCCCUCCUCCCCCUCCUGUUCCUGCUCCUACUGAUCUUGGGCGAGGAGGAGUUAGGCGAAGUAGGAUGCUACUAAAGAGUUUCAGCGCUGCACCACGCAGAACGUCUUCUUCCAGCGCUGAGGAGGAAUGUGGAGCAUCUUUAGAUAUGGCUGCUAUGGCACCUAGAAUGGCAGAGGUGGCACCGACAGGACAGCAUGCUUUGAGCACAGAGUUUGUGAUAGCUAAACCAGCUGCCAUUCCCUCGGAUGGAGCGGAGCAUAAGGUAACCAUUGGAAUUGUUGACCUAUCUCCGCAAAUGGUUCACCAAUGCGUGCCAUCGAAAAAUGCAAGCGCUUUUCUGACUGCAUUGGCAGUCAACAAUUCAAAACUUCCCUUUUUGCCUGGUGAUGCGACAGUUUACUUAAACAACAAUUUUGUAUCAAAGACGUCUCUAAAGAGUGUGUCUCCUGGAGAGAACUUCUUUUGCUCACUUGGAGUUGACACAGCACUUCGGAUUGAGUACAAACCAGUCAAGAAGUAUCAUGAAGAGGUUGGAUAUAUCAACAAAAAUUCCUCAACGGUGUACGAGCAAGUGAUUGUUGUGAAAAACUCACGCAGCGAUGCAGCGCUAAUCACUGUCAAGCAACAAGUCCCCCGUAGCACUGAUGAGAAAAUCAAGGUACGCUUGAUCAACCCCACGGUAUCAACGUCCGAGGAAACGAGUAACUCAGAUUUGACAGCAGCAGCAGAGCUCCCAAAGAAAGGUGCAAAAAUGAAGGGAGGCAUAUUGGAGUGGACAGUUUCGGUACCGAGUGGGAUAGCCAACGAAUUGCAUGUGAAAUGGGCUGUGGAACAUCCCGUAGGGGAAACGGUUGAAUUCGUUGAACGCCAGUGAAGAUAGUAUCUUUGUUUCUCAGUCCAUUAAGUGGAGUACUAUCAAUAUCUUUCCCUUCUGAAGUAUUCAUACAUUAAAUUUGUGAUAUUUCAUAAUUGUCAGUCAUUUCAUACAUAAAAUUACAG